Molecule: messenger RNA, 2401 nt
Organism: Psammomys obesus (fat sand rat)
Lineage: Eukaryota; Metazoa; Chordata; Mammalia; Rodentia; Muridae
Gene: Gdi2
Product: GDP dissociation inhibitor 2
Exons: 11
Coding region: 294-1631 (445 amino acids)
Biological process (GO): vesicle-mediated transport; protein transport; small GTPase-mediated signal transduction
Cellular component (GO): cytoplasm
Molecular function (GO): Rab GDP-dissociation inhibitor activity
Source: RefSeq, a predicted model, not a curated record
AGGAGCUACGCCAACGAGAGGACAGGUGGCGCGUGACUGACGGCUGCAGCGGCCUCUCGCACGCCCCGCCCCGGCUGCGGGCUCGCUCUCCUUUCCCCGCGCUCUCCCCGCCUCCCCUCCCUCCCCUCCCGGCUCUUCUCUUCCCGUUGAGGUGGCGGCCGGCCUCGCCUCCUAGUCCGCUCCGUUUUCCUGUCCUCGGUUCUUCCCUUUCCCCCGGGGCCCAGAGCGGCCGGACUUCUCGCUCCCUUCCCUACGGUGGCCUUCGAGCCCGUGCGUGCGCUCCUUCCCCCGCCAUGAAUGAGGAAUACGACGUGAUCGUGCUGGGCACCGGCCUGACGGAAUGUAUCCUGUCGGGGAUAAUGUCAGUGAAUGGAAAGAAGGUUCUUCACAUGGACCAGAACCCUUACUAUGGAGGAGAAAGUGCAUCUAUAACACCGCUGGAAGAUUUAUACAAAAGGUUUAAAUUACCAGGACAACCACCAGCAUCAAUGGGGAGAGGAAGAGACUGGAAUGUUGACUUAAUUCCCAAGUUCCUUAUGGCCAAUGGUCAGUUGGUGAAGAUGCUGCUUUACACAGAGGUCACUCGCUAUAUGGAUUUCAAAGUGAUUGAAGGGAGUUUUGUCUAUAAGGGAGGAAAAAUCUACAAGGUUCCUUCCACUGAAGCAGAAGCCCUGGCAUCUAGUUUAAUGGGACUGUUUGAGAAACGCCGCUUCAGGAAGUUCCUAGUUUAUGUUGCCAACUUUGAUGAAAAAGAUCCUAGAACUUUUGAGGGUGUUGAUCCUAAGAAGACCUCCAUGAGAGAAGUAUAUAAGAAGUUUGAUUUGGGCCAAGAUGUUAUAGACUUUACUGGCCAUUCUCUUGCAUUGUACAGAACAGAUGACUAUUUAGAUCAGCCGUGUUGUGAAACCAUCAAUAGAAUUAAGCUUUACAGUGAAUCUUUGGCAAGAUAUGGUAAAAGCCCAUACCUUUACCCACUCUAUGGCCUGGGAGAACUGCCACAAGGAUUUGCAAGGUUAAGUGCUAUUUAUGGAGGUACCUACAUGUUGAAUAAGCCAAUUGAAGAAAUCAUUGUGCAAAAUGGAAAAGUAGUUGGCGUAAAAUCUGAAGGAGAGAUUGCUCGCUGUAAGCAGCUCAUCUGUGAUCCCAGCUAUGUAAAGGAUCGGGUUGAAAAAGUGGGCCAAGUAAUCAGAGUGAUCUGUAUCCUUAGCCACCCUAUCAAGAAUACCAAUGAUGCCAACUCUUGCCAGAUCAUCAUUCCACAGAACCAAGUCAACCGCAAGUCAGAUAUCUAUGUUUGCAUGAUCUCCUUUGCACAUAAUGUGGCAGCACAGGGCAAGUAUAUUGCCAUUGUAAGUACAACUGUGGAGACCAAGGAGCCAGAGAAAGAAAUCAGACCAGCUUUGGAGCUCUUGGAGCCAAUUGAACAAAAAUUUGUGAGCAUCAGUGACCUCUUUGUACCUAAAGAUUUGGGAACAGAAAGCCAGAUCUUUAUUUCCCGUGCCUAUGAUGCUACCACUCACUUUGAGACAACCUGUGAUGACAUUAAAGAUAUCUAUAAGAGGAUGACAGGAUCUGAGUUUGACUUUGAAGAAAUGAAGCGCAAGAAGAAUGACAUUUAUGGAGAAGACUAACAGCAGUACAUAUUAUGCAAUUAGGACAAACUCAAAAAUUUGGCAAAUAAUGUGUAUUGUAUGAAAUCAAUAUUGUAAGCCCUGCUUUUAUGAUCAAAAUGGAGAUUGAAGAGUGCUAUACCAGUGAAUACUCCUUCCCUUCACUUUUCUAAUAUCAUGUAUUAACUUGUUUUCAUGGAAUGGCUAGUCAGAAUUGGUUGGCUCUGUUCAGUUUAACCAGGCUGGAAUUUUUUUCUAGUGGAGGAGCUUUUCUAAGCAAAUAUUGGUAUCGAUAGAGAACUUGAUACAAUACUUGUAUCUUUUAAUCAGUGUAACAUUUGCAAUUGUGUGACUCUGCUCAAGAGCUAGAUCCAUACAAUUUGUGCCAUCCCGAUAUUGGGAGUCUAAAUUGAAUAUUCUUUGGUUUGGGAAAACAUUCAAAGUUUUCUCAAUUUUGUUAUGUCAAGUAUUACAGCAGGGCCCAAAUAGCAGAGCCACAUGUUUUGUUUAUGUGGGUAUAAACUUUUAACCAAACUUCAGACUUAGGAGUUGUUUGGAGAAAGCCAGUAUAUGAUAUUUUAACCUACUACAAUUGCUGAGAAAGGGGAAGGGAACCUUAUGGUAAAGCAGGUAAAAUAUAGAAGCACCUUUUAUCCCAGCUAUGGCUUCUUCAAUGGACCAAGCUGCAAUGCAGUAUUGAUUUGACAGAGCCUCAAUUUCAAUGAUGUCUGUCUCAAAAUGGCUCCAAAUGAUUUCUGUACUGCAAAAUAAAGCCAAACUCUGGAAACCUG